AUGUCGAAGAGAACCCAACAAUCGGCUAAGGAGAGAAAGCAGCAAGAAGUGAUAGAUGGAAACAAAGCAAAGAACGCUUUGUUCGCUUCGUGUUCCUUCUCUUCGCUUGGCCUUGACCCCAAGCUGUCUGACCAGCUCAAAGAAAGGAUGGGUUUUGAAGCUCCUACGCAUGUGCAAGCUCAAUCUAUUCCUGUGAUUCUCUCUGGUCGCGAUGUACUGGUGAAUGCUGCAACCGGAACUGGCAAAACUAUAGCGUAUUUGGCACCAAUCAUCCAUCACUUGCAGGGUUAUUCUCCCAAGGUUGAUCGUACUCAUGGAACUUUUGCUUUGGUGAUUGUGCCUACUCGGGAGCUGUGCCUUCAGGUUUACGAAACCUUGGAGAAGCUGCUGCAUCGGUUCCAUUGGAUUGUCCCUGGUUAUGUCAUGGGAGGAGAGAAAAAGGCUAAAGAAAAGGCUAGGCUAAGGAAAGGGAUAUCGAUUCUCAUUGCAACCCCGGGACGCCUUCUUGACCAUUUGAAGAACACUGCUUCAUUUGUGCACAAGCAUCUGCGUUGGGUCAUCUUUGAUGAAGCUGAUUGCAUUCUCGAGUUAGGCUAUGGGAAGGAGAUUGAACAGAUAAUUAAGCUUCUAGGUUCUGGACGAAACGAUGAAGAGGAAACGGAUGAUGUUGGUCCAAAGGGUAUUCAGAAGCAGAACCUGUUACUGUCAGCGACACUGAAUGAAAAAGUUAACCACCUUGCACAACUUAGUUUGGAUGAUCCAGUAAUGAUUGGUCUUGACAGUAGCAAAUAUCAACAAAAUCUACCAGUGGAGGCUCCUCCUGGCUCUCCUGAUUCCGAUGCUGAUUCUGAUGCGGAGGAUUUGGUGAUUCAUGUAAACAAAUCCGCAAACCCUUCUUCUGAGGACUAUGGAAUACCAUCGCAGCUAGUGCAGAAAUAUGUUAAAGUGCCAUGUGGUGCACGGCUUGUGGCUCUUCUUUCUGUUCUCAAGAACCUUUUUGAGAGAGAAGCUUCUCAGAAGGUGGUGGUAUUCUUUUCGACACGUGCUGCUGUAGAUUUCCAUUACUCGCUUCUGAGUGAAUUCCAGUGGCCACCAAAUUCUGAGACACAAGAAGAAGAGGAGACGAAACAGUUGUUUCUCAAGUGCAAAACGUUUCGGUUACAUGGAAGUAUGGAGCAGGAGGAUAGAAGAUCUGCGUUUGGGACCUUUAAAGCAGAGAAACAGGCUAUUCUCUUGAGUACAGAUGUUGCUGCUAGAGGCCUUGAUUUCCCUAAAGUAAGAUGUAUUAUACAAUACGACUGUCCCGGGGAAGCAACCGAGUAUGUGCAUAGAGUUGGUAGAACAGCUCGUAUAGGUGAAAAAGGAGAAGCCUUGUUGUUUCUACAGCCGGUUGAAAUAGACUAUCUUAAGGACCUGAAGAAACAUGGUGCAACACUUGCAGAGUACCCUCUCCUAAAAGUACUUGAUAAGUUUCCGUUACCUGGCAAUAUGCCUCGCAUCAAGAAGGUCAUUUCACUAGAGUCACAUCCAUGGGUCAUAUCUCUGCAGAGAGCUCUUGAAUACGUUAAUUACUCCCAGCCGAAGAUGAAGGAGCUGGCGAAGAAUGCGUUUGUCUCUUGGGUUAGGGGAUAUGCAGCUCACAAGGGAGAGCUCAAGAGCAUUUUUGUGGUGAAGAAGCUUCAUUUGGGUCAUGUCGCCAAGAGCUUUGCGCUUAAAGAGCAACCUUCCUUGGUUGGGAAGUCGCACCAUAAGGAAACAAUGAAGAGGAAGAGAGACGAACGCCAAAGAGGGCAACAACCAAAGAAGAGAAACAAGAUGAAUGGCAGCAAUAGAAGUACACAAAGGACUUGA
This is a messenger RNA of Microthlaspi erraticum, 1851 nucleotides long. Lineage: Eukaryota; Viridiplantae; Streptophyta; Magnoliopsida; Brassicales; Brassicaceae. The record is from the annotation of a GenBank genome assembly.